This is a messenger RNA of Penicillium waksmanii, 273 nucleotides long. RefSeq lists its product as uncharacterized. The transcript has a single exon. The record is from RefSeq and is a predicted model, not a curated record. Lineage: Eukaryota; Fungi; Ascomycota; Eurotiomycetes; Eurotiales; Aspergillaceae. The coding region runs from base 1 to 273 and encodes 90 amino acids.
AUGUUGCCUGCGGGACGCAUCCUGGAACUGCCUCAAAGUGGAACAAUCCCGAAAGAUUGCAUCAACACGUUUGCCUCGCGAUUGCCAAGAGAACCUGGCUAUGAGAAAAUUUUCGUCAUGAUGAUCUUGUCAAUGCAUUCAAACGAGGAUAUCACAAAGGCAUCGUACUUUCAAGCCGUCGAUCCUUCCAAGACCCUUGUCUGCCCGGGUCAGCUUGUUGACAGUUUGACCACUUUGCCGGUAUUUAAUGAGCUCCAAAAGAAGCUGCUUUAG